Messenger RNA from Brassica napus (rape), 609 nucleotides. Its product is annotated as equilibrative nucleotide transporter 3-like. Gene Ontology annotation, biological process: nucleoside transmembrane transport. The coding region runs from base 1 to 609 and encodes 202 amino acids. Gene Ontology annotation, cellular component: plasma membrane. The record is from RefSeq and is a predicted model, not a curated record. The transcript is spliced from 4 exons. Gene Ontology annotation, molecular function: nucleoside transmembrane transporter activity. NCBI's taxonomy places the organism in Eukaryota, Viridiplantae, Streptophyta, Magnoliopsida, Brassicales, Brassicaceae.
AUGACUAAAGCAGCCUUUGAAAACUCAAACGACGGUUUACGCAAAGGAGCAAUUUCUCUGAUGCUUUACGCGUAUGUUUUCCCGAAACUCCCCAUCGUUAAUUAUUAUCGAAGAAAAGUGGCUUCUGAAGGAUCUAAAACUGUUAAUGCUGAUCUUGCUGCUGCUGGUAUCCAAAAUCAAUCAUAUUCGACUGAUGAUGUUUCCAAUAAUCAAAGGUUAAGCAACAAAGAGCUCUUAGUUCAAAACAUAGACUAUGCAGUGAAUCUAACACUCAUCUACCUUAUAUCAUUAUCCAUUUUUCCGGGGUUCUUAUAUGAGAACACGGGACAACACGGGCUAGGCUCUUGGUAUGCGCUUGUCCUAGUAGCCAUGUAUAAUUGUGGGAACAUGGUUGGGAGGUACACACCGCUGGUGGAAUGGCUCAAGAUUGAGAACAGAAAAGGGCUCACCCUUGCGGUUUUGUCACGUUUUCUCUUCAUCCCGGCGUUCUACAAAGGUCCGGAGAAGAAUGCGUUAGGGAACUUGCUCGUGGUUUUCUUAAUAGGAGGAAUAGUUGCAGGAACUUCUUUGGGUUGGCUAUGGCUUAUUGGUAAGAAGAAUGCCUUCUGA